AAUCAAAGCAAUUCUAGCAAGCUGAGAAAAUAGAGGCCUUUCUAACGUUUCCAAUGGCCAUGGAUGAUCAUUCUAGAGUCCACGGCCAAAACCAGAACCAAAGCCAAAAUGGUAGUAGUAUUCAAGAAACACAUGAAGUAACUGUGGUCAUGGUUCCCCUUCCAGCACAAGGCCAUCUCAACCAGCUUCUCCAUCUCUCCCGCCUCAUCUCCUCCUAUGAUAUACCUGUUCAUUAUGUUGGCACGGCCUCUCACAACCGCCAGGCAAAGGUUCGCGUCCACGGUUGGGAUCCUCUAGCCAUUUCCAACAUCCAUUUCCAUGAAUUUUCCAUCCCUCCUUAUGAAACUCCUCCUCCCAACCCAAAUGCCCCAACAAAAUUUCCCACACAACUCUUCCCAGUGUUCAACACAUCGAUCAAACUCCGCGAGCCAGUUUACACACUUCUGCAACAACUUUCUCGCACAACAAGAAGAUUGGUAGUUAUUUAUGACUCUCUGAUGCCAUAUGUCAUCCAGGAUGUGGGUUUAAUCCUGAACGCAGAGUCCUACUGCUUUCCAAGCACCUCAGCCUUCACUGUAUACUCGAUUGUCUGGGAACAAGAAGGGAAACCUGGACUAUCCGAGCCUGAACUACUCGAAGCACUCGAAGAUCUUCCAACAUGGGAAAGCUGCUUCCCCCAGGAGCUGACUGACUUUGCAAAAUUGCAACAGGAUUUUAAGCCAAUUAGCUCUGGCUACCUGUUCAACAGUUGUAGAGCUAUAGAGGGUCCAUACCUUGACCUCCAUGUUAAAUCCAAAAUAACCGACUCUGACAAGCAAUGGGCUAUUGGACCCUUCAAUCCAGUUGAGAUGAAUGGGCAGAGAAACUCGGAAAAGAGACACUAUUGCCUGGAUUGGCUGGACAAACAAGCGCCAAAUUCGGUCAUUUUCAUUUCUUUUGGUUCAACAACUUCGGUGUCUGAUGAAGAAGCCAAGGAGAUCGCAACUGGAUUAGAUAAAAGUGGGCAAAAAUUCAUAUGGGUACUGAGGGAUGCAGAUAAAGGAGACGUCUUCCAGGGAGAAGAUAGGAGAACUCAGCUGCCAGAAGGAUUUGAAGAGAGAAUUGAAGGAAGGGGAAUUGUUGUGAGGGAUUGGGCGCCCCAACUGGAGAUUCUUGGACAUUCAUCAACAGGUGGAUUCAUGAGUCAUUGCGGAUGGAACUCGUGCAUAGAAAGCAUUAGCAUGGGAGUACCCGUGGCAGCAUGGCCUAUGCAUUCUGACCAGCCCCGAAACGCGUUACUACUGGAAAAGGUGCUCAAGAUUGGUCUAAAGGUGAGGGAUUGGUCGAAGCAGAAUGAACUUGUGACAUCCAUAACUGUUGAAAAUGCUGUGAGAAGAUUGAUGGAUUCAGCUGAAGGAGAAGAGAUGUGGCAAAGAGCCAAACUAUUGAGCAGAGCUGUGAAGGAUUCUGUUAUGGAAGGUGGUGUUAGUCGCUUGGAGAUGGAUUCUUUCAUUGCUCAUAUUCGUAGCAUUUAGGGGCAAAAGGAGCUGGAAAAUUAACUUUUGAAGCUUUCCUGUCAGUUAGACGUGGGCACGCCUAAGUAUGAUGUCCAAAGCCGGAUUUGCGGGAUUGUUGGCCACGUGCAAACUUCCAAAUAUUUGGAGAUUCCUUCGCGGGUGACAAUUCUGGAACAAUGCUGACUUAGCCAAUUUGCACGUGAAGAGUCAUUUGGCAGCAAGACUUCAAUUGGGAUUUAAAUUGAUUGGGUUCCUUCUUUGACUAAACGUGCUGGCCCACAAAAGCAGGAAGACUACUGGGUCUCUUUUGGAGACAGCCGCACGAGGACUCUAUAAAUACAAUCCCUUCGCUGGCUUCAGGGGUCUCUCGCUCUCUCUCUCUCGGCAGAAACGAGUUUUAGUUUAGGCUUUUAGCAUAGUUUUAGUUUUUCUUUUCUUAGUUCUUUUGCAUGGUUGUUCUCCAUUAAUGGAGAACUAGCUUCUCAAAUCUAGUCAAGGGGACAACUGAAGAUUUGGUUCAA
Messenger RNA from Coffea arabica (coffee), 2017 nucleotides. RefSeq names its product zeatin O-glucosyltransferase-like. Gene Ontology annotation, molecular function: UDP-glycosyltransferase activity. The record is from RefSeq and is a predicted model, not a curated record. Lineage: Eukaryota; Viridiplantae; Streptophyta; Magnoliopsida; Gentianales; Rubiaceae.